Bursaphelenchus xylophilus (pine wood nematode) is the source of this 3206-nucleotide messenger RNA. The record is from the annotation of a GenBank genome assembly. NCBI's taxonomy places the organism in Eukaryota, Metazoa, Nematoda, Chromadorea, Rhabditida, Aphelenchoididae.
AUGGCUGAUGAUCCCCUGAUUAAUGGGAUUCCUUUGAGCUCAUUGAAAGUGGUGGAUUUAAGAAAGGAGCUCGAGGUCAGAGGACUCGGAAAAGGUGGCGUCAAGAAGGAUUUAGUCGAAAGACUGCGAAAUUACAUCAGCCAACACCCCGAUGAGGCUGAAGAAGAGGCUCCCCCACCACCUGAUAGUCCAAAUGUAAGUUAUUCUAACUUUGUGCUUGGUUUUAGGCAAUCUUAACAUGAAACAAGGCUAAUAAGCCCCUCCCAGAACUAUUUUGCCCUCUGACAUGUCUAAAAAUCUUCAAUAAUCGUCUUACAAUGUCUACUUAUAUUACAUAUUAUAUAAAAUUAAAGUCUUUUCAAGAAAAUUGGUGAGUAUGAGCCCAAAACAUCUUCAGUAGCCUUAAAAUGUGUCAAGUAUCUACGCAUACAGUCUGAUCUGUCUAUAACUCCAUAAAAUCGGCAGUUUAAAGGUAUAUGUAAACGCCAAUCGCCAAAAAAGUACUUCCACUAUGACUGAUGUCAUAAAUAAUAUAAAAAUGUCUUAAAUUUAACUUUAAACUCUAAAAUGAGAAAUUGCCAGGUGUUGUAAGUCUAAUUAUAACUUCCUGAGGUCUGUAAUCCUGUUUUUGGUCGAAACGAAAGCUACAUUUUCAAAAAUUUAAUCUGAUCCUGUCUCAACCCAGUAUAAUAUAAGUGAUAAAAAAGUAAACUCAGCAACCUACCUUCUUCACACCAUAAUCAAAGCUCCCGAAAGUUCGGUUUGCCACGAAAUUACGGAAACUCCUGAAAACAUUUUUGUGUUUGCGUUUCGAAACGAAAUUUGGCGUAGAUUUCACCGAAAAAAACUCCAUUUUUUUUUUUGUUUUUUCGCUGAAACGUGUGCAAACUAUGGAUUCUGAGGCUGAUUAUGCGAAAGAAAACGAGUUAACGAAUGAGGAUCAGGAAAAUCAGGUAUUUCUUCGCCAUAUGUUAUGCGUUGUUGGUCCUUGAAAUAGUUAUCGAGUCUUUGUUUUUUGUUGUUAUUAUUAUGUUUGUGUUUUCUCGAACUAUCUAGGUCUCUCUAAGUCGAAUACUCUUAAUCUGCGAUGCUUUUUUUAUUUAAUUUACACUUUUUUUCUCGCAUGGGGUUUUACUCUAUUUUUUGCAGAAAUCCAGUCCAAUGAACAGCAUUGUGGCCAAAUAUCGAGAGAAACAGCAAGCUGCAUUGGAUGCAGCAACACGUGAAGCCCAGCUUAUAAGAGAAAGAAGCACAGAUUUGUCGCCAAGCAAAGGAAGUGGGUCUGAGAGCAGAUCCGAAAGUAAAUCUCCCGAAAAGGAGACAAAGCCAGUAUCAGAUGAGGUCGCCGAACCCGCAGAAGUUGAAGUAAAAAUUCCUGAACCUGUUGAGGAACCAAAGCAAGUCGUUGAGGAAGAAAAACAGCCAGAGGAAGCCCCAGAACCCGAGCCCGAACCUGUUGUCGAGAAAGAAAAAGAGCCUGAAGUUGAGAAGGUCGAGGAAGCUUCUGUAGAAGCGCAGGAGCCAUCGCCGGUACCAGAGAUUGAGCUUGAGUCUAGCCAGGACUCCCAAGAAGAGACCGCGGAAGUAAAAGGAUCUCUGGAAAAGGAACAGGUAUGUUGAUCUUUGAUUUAUUUUAGCUUCUGUUUUUAGGCUGAAGAAGUAAAGGGUAGUUCCAAGGAAGAAAGUCAGAAAGAAGAGGAUAAGAGAUCAGAGUCCGGCUCCAGGUCAAGAAGCCCAUCUCCAGAAGCUGUAAGGGAAGAACGGUAAGUUUUUAAGAUCAAACUUUUAAAGUCCAGCUGAACUUAUGUUAUUUUAAAUGUCUUACAGAAGUUCCCCUGAAAAGCGAGCAACUCCCGCAGAAGCUGGUGAUGGCGAUUAUCUUGAGCUGGAUUACGAAGAAGAAGCAAAAGCAAGUUUUUAAAACAUUUGCCGGGCAUCGGGCAUAAAAAUAAUUUUUUCUUAUUUUCGAUUUUUAGGCCGAAGCCACCGAAAAGGACGUAACAGAAAAGGAGAGAUCAGAGUCAGAAGUUCAAUCACCCAAAGAUGGGGAUUUGGACAACGAAAGGCCAAAAGAAAAGAAGCCUUAUGUGGAAGAUCGAUUCGACUUUCUUAAGAAAAUCUCAGCAUCUGAGCCCGAAACUAAAGAAACUACAGAAUAUGGCCUUGUCAGGGCAAAUCCACCUUCUCCAGCAAGGUAAGGAUGUUUUCGAUUGAUUUUUUAUUAUUUUAGAUAUCAAAUUUUGGGUUUUAGCCAAAAGAAUAAAUUUUUGGUCGAAUUUCCUUUCUUUUGGUUUGAAAAAAAACCAAGCGAAAAGCAAAAAAACUUAAUUUUAGACACGAUGUUGAUCUGUUUAUACAUGUUCACCGACUUCGUCGACCUUUCACCAACAAAGGGUUAAUUGCUUUACUCAAAAAGUUCGGAGAAUUCGACGAGAACGAGGACUUUUGGAUUGAUGCCAUCAAGUCAAAUUGCAUAGUCAAGGUAGGUUUUUAUCUUGAGUGUUGAUUCUUGUUUUAGUACUCCUCAAUCGAAGAAGCGAAGAAAGCUCGGCAGGAAUUACAUAAUGUGAUAUGGCCCACUGGAAAUCCUGAUUGCCUUUUAGUUGAUUUCUGCACGGAAGACAGGGUAAGAUUAGAGUUUUAAGAAUUGAUUGGAUAUUGUAACAGGAUUUGGAGAUAAUCUUUAAUUUUUAGUUUAUCGAGAAGAAGGUGGGAAAAGUUGAGAAGAAAAAGGAAGUGAAGCCAGAAGAGAGUAUAAGAGUUGAGGUGGAAACAGCUCCCAUUGAACAUCACGAACCUCCAACAACUUCUGAAGAGAAAAAUGGAGCCGACGAGGACAGAGAAAGGAAGAGAACACCGACUCGACAGAAGUCAGAGAAGGGUCUAGAUGAAUUGUUUAAGAAGACAAAUGCCAAACCUUUCAUUUAUUACCUGCCGCUGUCCACGGAAGAAGUAAGACACGAAAAUUUUUAAUUUUUAUGUUGUUGUUGUCAUAGAUAAUAACAUUUUUCCAUGUUUAGGCCGAACGCAAAUGGGCCGACAGAAAGGCCCUGGAGGAGAAAAGACGUCACCGUGAAACCCCUCCAAUCCGAUCUCGCCCCACCCCCAGCCGACGCCGCUCUCCCCCUCCGCGCCGUCGUCGCUCCAUCUCCAGAUCCCCCGACAGAAAGCGCGAUCGCCGCGCCUCCCCACCCAGAAGACGUUAG